This is a messenger RNA of Carassius gibelio (silver crucian carp), 1541 nucleotides long. RefSeq lists its product as uncharacterized. The transcript is spliced from 3 exons. The coding region runs from base 58 to 1185 and encodes 375 amino acids. The record is from RefSeq and is a predicted model, not a curated record. Lineage: Eukaryota; Metazoa; Chordata; Actinopteri; Cypriniformes; Cyprinidae.
UGUUCACAGGACGUCUACUCUAUUACUCAGUUAGUACAGCGACUGGAAAGUCUGCACAUGUCAGCGAUAGUGAACACACAACAGGUAACUUUGGAAAGCAUUUCUAAUGGCUGUACAGCACAGGAACCAACCACCUGUUGCAGCCAAACAAAAUCAUCCCAGGUCUCAAAGCAGCAUCAUAAAACCCAGCUGAAGAUGCUGUCUCACAGAUGGCAGAGGCUUGGUCUUCAGCCUCCAAUCUUCUGGGACACACAAGAACACAUUUCUCAACAUAAACCUGAUGUAGAAACCAGACCAGAACUGGAAAUCCACCCCAUACAGGUCAGACGCGAACGACCAGAUGAGAUCAAGACAAUCAGUAAUUCCCUUUGUAGCAGAUCCAAUAACGAACCUCUUGAAGGAAAUGCAAUUGAACCAUCCAUAUCAUUUGAAUCUGAAAACAGUGACCUCUCUGACCAAGAGAAAUACAAUAAACCUAUAUUAAAAUGGGAAACUGCUGUAGAAUUGGACCUGAGGCCAGACUUAUUUGAUAGAGAUCUAGAACCUACAGUGACCGGAGAAGAAGAGCAAGUAUAUCCUGAGGUUCUUCCAUUUCCACUUAAAGAUCUUGACUUUAGUCAAUUCCAAGCCACAGCAGAUGAUUUGGAGAGCCAGCACAACUUGUGUUUAACUGACCCUUGUCUCCCAGCUAUGGCUGCACGCAUGAUGAAACUGGAGAAACUUCAGACUGCGACUAUACAGAAAGAACAAGGGAAAGUGGUGAGAUCUCAUCCAACAACUGCUUUAGUCCGAAGCGCCAAUCGUCUGAGACGUGUGGAAAGCCCUUGUUCUCAGGUAGAACACUCGAGGACUAAAGGCAACAAUUCAGUUUUAGAAGAUGUAACAAAACUCACCCUUUCUUCAAGCUCUCGUUCAAAGUCUAUGCAUCAUAAUCACCCGUCGCCAUUUGCUGGAAAGAUGUGGAUUGGAUUUCAGCAACCACCUAAGAAACUACACUCUGGUGUGGUAAAAUUAAAAAAGACUGAUGUCAUUGUUCAAGAUCUUGUUAAUUCGAGCAUGCCACAAAAAUGCAGUAGUCCAAAUAGCUCGAAGAGAUGCAAACCCUCAAAGAAAGCCAUGCCAAAGUCUCAGAAGACUUCUGAAAAGACUGGUGAUCCUGCUAAAGCUCUUUGCAGGAAAACAUGAUAUAAUUAUUUUGAAGGGUUUUAAGCUUUAAGAUUGACAGUGUGUAAGUACCUGUGUGCAUGUUACUGUAUUUAAUCUUGCAAAUUCAAAGUUGAGCUCCAUCAAUAACAUUUGUGGCAUGCUGUCAGUUACCACAGAAAAAUAACUUUAGUUUAGGGGAAAAAAAAAAAAAUCUUACACAGUAACCCAAAACAUUUCUUCAGUAGCUGUUUGUUUUUUGUGGGCUUUGGGGUGCUUUUUAUUGAUAGAGACAAGUGAUAAGGUACUUGUGCUAACCACAUGCAUCAAAAUUAACAGGAAUACAGUGUUAUUAACAUUCUACUUAAAAAUAAAAUAAAACCACAUUACAAGUCAUU